UUAGAUGGAAAUUUGUGUACAUUUCGGAAAGGGGAGGAUAACAUCUUUUUUGUUCAUUGGUUAAGCCACUGAACUGACUGUCUUUGAGCUGUUAUUGCAAAGUUGGAAGCAAUCUUGAAUGCGUUUUUUCAGAUGAAUAGUGCUUGACUGCUGUUUAUAGUAAACACAUUAUGGCUUCGGCAUUAGAGCAGUUUGUAAAUAAUGUCCGCACACUGUCUGCACAAGGUAGCUUCCGAGAAUUAUGUGAUCUACUCAACAAGUCAACAGAAGUUUUAAUGAAGAAUGGUCAGCAUUUGGACAAUGUCCUUGAGACUUUAGACCUGCAACAACAUUCAUUAGGUGUUCUUGCUGUCCUCUGUGUAAAGUUUAGUGCUCCAAUUUCUAGUGUAUCUAGUGAUCAUCAUGAAUUAUUAUUUGCCCAAGCUCAGGAAUUUAUAACAGGCUGUAAUGGUGAACAAGUUCGUUUUGCACCAGAUACCUAUGCUGAGCUGUGUCACCAGAUCACACAUAGUCUUGCAGAACGAAAAAUGGCUCUUCGUGGUAUAGAUCUGAUGAGGCGUGCUAUAAGAAAAAUACAGUUGUUUGAUUCACAGCUGACUUCAGUACAUGCUGAUCUUUGUCAGUUGUGUCUUCUUGCCAAGUGUUUUAAACCAGCAUUAGAGUUCCUUAACACAGAUAUCACCAACAUUAGUCGUGAGGGUGGACAGUUUGAUGCUAAGUAUUUCCUUCUGUAUUAUUACUAUGGUGGAAUGAUCUAUGCAGCACUUAAAAACUAUGAUAGGGCUCUAUAUUUCUUUGAAGUAGCCAUUACCACCCCAGCUAUGGCAGUGUCACAUGUAAUGUUGGAGGCUUACAAGAAAUAUAUCCUUGUAUCACUUAUACUACAUGGCAAGGUCCAGAAUAUACCAAAGUAUACAUCACAAGUUGUGGGAAGAUUCAUAAAGCCUCUGAGCCAAGCUUAUCAUGAUUUAGCAUCAUCUUAUAGCACCAACAACUCGGAUGAUCUGAAAGUGACAAUCAGUAAAUAUCAGGAGACAUUUGCCAGAGAUAGCAAUGCAGGUCUUGUAAAGCAGGUUUUAGCAUCUCUGUACAAGAAGAAUAUUCAAAGGCUGACCAAAACCUUUUUAACAUUGUCUUUGUCAGAUGUAGCUAGUCGUGUUCAGCUCAAAGGUCCAGCAGAAGCAGAAAAAUACAUACUGAACAUGAUAGAAGAUGGUGAUAUAUUUGCUACAAUAAACCAGAAAGAUGGCAUGGUUAUUUUUCAUGAUGACCCUGAGAAAUACAAUAGUCCCACUAUGCUGCGUCGCCUGGAAGAAGAGAUGGCUGUUUGCACUGACUUGGAUCGAAAAAUGCAGACAAUGGAGGAGGAAAUUAUGGUUAACCCAGUAUUUGUGAAGAAGUCUUGUGGAGCCCAAGAUGAUGAUUUACCACCUGCAACAACACCUGCGUCUAAAAUUACGACUUAUUCUAUGUGAACACUCACGUGUCUUAAAUAUUUUUCUGUGAUAGAAUGUUUCGCCUACACUCUUAUUUUAUGUUUGUAUUAAUAAACAAUACUGAACAAA
This is a messenger RNA of Schistocerca americana (American grasshopper), 1565 nucleotides long. It is a transcript of the gene CSN3, whose product is annotated as COP9 signalosome complex subunit 3. Gene Ontology annotation, biological process: ubiquitin-dependent protein catabolic process. The record is from RefSeq and is a predicted model, not a curated record. Gene Ontology annotation, cellular component: COP9 signalosome. The transcript is spliced from 8 exons. Bases 171 to 1475 code for a protein of 434 amino acids. NCBI's taxonomy places the organism in Eukaryota, Metazoa, Arthropoda, Insecta, Orthoptera, Acrididae.